Molecule: messenger RNA, 6574 nt
Organism: Sceloporus undulatus (fence lizard)
Lineage: Eukaryota; Metazoa; Chordata; Lepidosauria; Squamata; Phrynosomatidae
Exons: 4
Coding region: 95-2284 (729 amino acids)
Biological process (GO): negative regulation of nodal signaling pathway
Cellular component (GO): cytoplasm
Source: RefSeq, a predicted model, not a curated record
AGGAGGAGGCGAGGGUGGCUGGCGGCUGUUAUUAGCGGCUCCUCUUUCUCCUCCCUCAGAGAGCCGCUCGCUUUGUACCGCCGGAUGCUGCGCCAUGGCCGCCCGAAGAGCCGCUGCCGCGCCCCCUUCUUCCUCCUCGUCGCAGUCGCCGUGGUCCGGGCAUGAGCGGCUCCGUUUCGGGGAGCGGCUGCAAGCCAGCCUGGCCGGGUUGGUGGAGCUGGAGCUGCUGAGGGAGAGGCAGCGGGAGGCCGUGCAGAGAGCGCUGAGCGGCCCUCGGGGGGAGCAGCAGCCACAACAACAGGAAGAAGACCAAGGCAAGAAGCUGUUGUGUACCACCACUGCCAAGCUAGACUGGAGCAAAUCUGAAGAUUUGCUGGAGGCUCCCAAGACAACCCAGGCUUCCUUCAGCUCAUCAGAAAACAUUGAGAUGGAUCUUGGAGUGUUGCAUGCUCAUACAGGAGACAGAUUGGACAAGGCGUGCUUUGGGUUGCAAAUCAUUAGUGAACAGCUCCCUCUCCGGAAGAAAGCCGGGAUCAAUGGAGGUGACACCCAAGAGAUAUUAGAGGCUGACUCUAGGCCAAGCUCAGGAUUCUAUGACACCAGCGAAAUGGGCUCCUUGACUGAUUCCUGUGCCUCCAUGCAUAGUGAGGGGCCUGGAGGUUUGUGCUGCAGCAUUGGCUCCUUCCCUCAUCUACCAGGAUUGAGAGAGAGCAGCUUUGCUCGCCCACACUCUACUGAUGAAGCUGCUGUCCGCCUCCUGGACCUCCAAAUUCAGCAUCUCACCUUGGCAGCAAACAUUCGAGGCAGUGAUAGCAGGAGACCUGUAUCAACAGGAGAUAUUGAGUUUCUCUUGGGCCUAGGAGACUUGUCCCUCCCGUUACCAAAGAAUCCAAACCAUCAGCUGCUGCAAUAUAAGUCAGACCUUGUCUCCCAAAACACCAGUGAAAUCUACCACUAUCCAAGUCCAUUGCAUGCAGUAGCUCUGCAGAGCCCACUCUUCACCAGCAGCCUCUCCCAGAGCUCUUCCCAAGAAGAUUUUGAUGAAGCCCCCCAGGAACCUGCCCAGACUGACUCUCCAAAGAGAGUAGCUACAUGCUCCCAGGAGCAGCAGAAGGUGCUGUUGGAUCAGUACAUUGCCAAACUGGUGCUGCGCUAUAAGUGCCGUUCAAAAGCCAGCAGGACAGAAACUGGAUACCUAGCAGGGAAUCCAAAGAGUCUGUCAACAUCAUCUGUCUGCAGUUCUGUGCUUGGUGCCACCCAGCUCUUUGCCCCAGCCCCUGGAUGGAAGAUCAGACGACACAUCUCCACUUGUUCCCACUUACGUUCUCCAGAAGGUUGUGAGGGCUCACAGGAGUCUCAAAUCUUGGACUCUCAAGGGGACUUCAUUCCAUUCCUGGAGAUCAGAUCCAACAUCACUAACCUUAUUAAAGCUAAUGAACCUUCAGUGAUGUCUCUCCCUGAUCCUCUCCCAUGGUACCCGGAACCUACUUUCAUCCCCUAUCCAGACAGGCACCCUGUUAGUUCAGAGAAGGGGGUUCUGGGCUGGGCAGAUGGGGCCCAAAGGAACAAGGUCCAGGUUGAGACUCCCACUAGAAAGGGAGCCUCUUUGCCUCAAGAUACCACAGACUUUGACAAGCUAUAUAAAGGCAAACAUGCUUCUCGGCAAUUGGUGAAAACAGCUGAGAGGCAAGAGAAGACAGGUGAGAGGAGUUGGUUGAGUCCCCGCGAGCUGCUGCACCGACUGAGCCUUCGUCGCCGGCCUUCCUCUCGUGUGGGAAGCAUGGCUUGUGCCAGCUCAGAAAUGAAUGUCAAUGUAGCAACAGGGCUAGUGUGUCACAGUGGCCCUCAAACUAGCAAAGACAAAACCAUCAAGUCAAAAUGGACCUCGGUCAUGGAGAUCUCCAGCAAGACGCCUGGUUGGCAUCGGCUGAAAGCCAGCAUCUUCCCCCCAUCCCACAUGCUGACCCACCAUCUCGCUUUCUCCUCUGACUCACCUGCCUCAUUUUGCUUUUUGGAUGAAAACCACUCUGAGCAGCCACCCCAACAGCAGGCUGUGCUUACUGGCAUCAGGUCUAGCCCUGGCAAGGUAGAAACUACAACUGCCAUCGAUAUGAACGGGGACUGGAUUUUCCAUCCUCUUGGAAACAGGUGGUCCCAAGCCUCAGCCACUCUGGACUCCACUGACUUGCCAGUCCACAGUUUCAAGCUUCGUCGUAGCCGUUCUUUUAAGGAGCUCAGGAAAGCAGUGUCACGUUCUUUCAGGGGUUCCAGAACCACCAAAUGAGUCCCCCCACAAAGAGACCAGAAGAUCUAUUGGGAGAAAAACGAAGUGUGUACAUGAUGAAGCAUUUUACCAUUGUAGGCUUGUAGUAUUUUCCAUUUCCCUACCUGUCACAGACAGACACUUGACAAAAAGAGGGUGGACACAAAUUUAAGGUGCAUCAUUCUAUUUGACCAUAGAUACUGAAGCCUUGGAAUACCCAUUGAUUUUUAUGAAACCAAAACUGAAGCUGAACUCUGAUAAUCUUUGGAUUUUUUUUAUUGUGGGGACAAGCAUUUCUAGCUCACAUUUCUUACUGUCUUGCAGCAUGGUAGAUUGGAGGAAUGGCAAGACUGUGGCAUACUUUGAUUUUCCAGAAAAUAUUUCUUUUGCCAUUUUCUCCUCACUACUGUAGUAGGAAAAACAUGUAGAGUUUUUUGGGUACAGUUCUAAAUUUUGUGAACCACUGAGCUUGACAUGGCCUUACAAGUCUUUGAAAAACCAUUUUCAUAUUUUGGUUUAGUUCUGCCAAAGAGGUUUCCUGAGACUCUGGGAGGGCUGUCCCAGCUAGUGUAGAAAGUGGAAUUUCAUUUAAUGUGUCAAGUUAUUACAGGCCUAGUGUCAUUCAGGAGUGCAUGUUAUUCGUUUCUGGAAUUAGGCCAGAAGACCAAAGCCUACAUUUUUCCUAUCCCAAGUGUCUGGGCUACUAGCCUUUCCUUUGUGUUACACCUCUGGUCUUCUUAAGAGCCCUGAAUGAAGAUGGUCUUAGUUUUUCAUUGUACUUGAGCCCUUUCAUAGGUUUUGUCAAGAAGCAUCCCAAGUUUCUUUCCAGAACCUUCAUUCUAGAAUUCUUACGUUUCAAAGGAAGAGAUCCUAAUCUUUUGUAUGUCCUUAUCCCUGCCACCUUAACUAAAAAGAAAUAGCAGGCAGAUCAUUUUAAUCCUUUUGUUAUUUUCACUCUGCUUUGCUCUCUGAAAUCCAGCCCCCCCAAAAUCAAAUGUGAAUAAGACUGAAAUUAGAAAAAAACAUUUUAAAUGAAGAGGUUUCUUUCCUAAUUAUUCUGAGGGUUAUCAAGCCAAUUUGUUAUGGUCAGUGUGUUGAAUUGUAUGUGGCUUUGUGCAUGUAUGGGACAUCUUUGAUCCACAGAACUCUCUAACUCAGCCUAUAAGGUACUCCAGGAAUAUACGUUUCCCCCUUUACUAAGGCUGCAUCCGCACUGAAAAAAUAAUCCAGUUUGACACUACUUCAACUGCCAUGGCUAAUUGCUAUGGAAUUCUAGGAACUGUAGUUUGUUGUGGCACCACAGCAAAGCAGUUACAAGGAGGAAAUUAAAAGGAAGGGGGGAACCCAGCUGAGUCACAUAGCUAAGUGUUGGUUAGUUGUCCCCCACCUCAUAUUUUUGCUUGGAAGAGAAGGAUGGAAGUGUAAUCUCUGAGGGCAGAGAAAGUGGUGGGAAGCUUGUGUUUUGGGGAUCAGCAUUUAUUGUUUGCCUGUGCUAUCUGGAGCCUUGUGUGGGUGUUUUUGUUUGGUUUUGGCUGUGUGUUCUGCUGGAGUAUAUGGGCUAAGGGGCAGGGCUCCUACUGAGUCGCUGACAUGGCUGGGAGUGGAGCUAGCAGCUUCUAGUUCUAUUUAGGUGCUGCCUCAGUCUUAAGCUCAGCAAAUAGGAAUAGAAAAAGAAGCAUCUUUGUGGCCACUUCGUAGUGGACUUUUAGGGGGGUAGCCUGGACAGCUGUGCUGCUAUGUAUGAAUCUGGAUGGUGAUGAAGUUGUUGCAGUGAUGUGCAGUAUCUGUGCAGCGUUUGUUUUCUUGCCACUGGAUUUGCUGUGUUAUCCCUGCAGCAAAUACAGUCUGCUUGUUCUCUUGGAGGAGAAGGUGCUGCUGAAUUCGGCAGUACAGCCAAGCUGUGGGCCUGUGUCUUCAGAAGGGAGAGCAAUGACAGCCAGAGCAGUCUGGUUUACCUUUUUUUUACUUUUGAAAUUUUAAAAUUAAAAUUACAAUACAUGCAGUAAAUAAUACAAGAAGUUAUCAUUUAAACCAUCCUUUUAAUCUCAUCCUUCCUGAUUUAUUCCUGAUGUUUCACCAGCAGCUGUGUCUGGCACCUCUAAUCAUACAAAACACUUCCCUGUCAAUCCUUGUACUGUACUUAAAAAUUAGCUCUAUUUACUUGUCUAGUUUUAUUAAUGUAAAUCAUAUGUUCCACUAGUCAUAGGCAGAUUUCCUAUUCCUUUUUGACCGAUGCUCAGGUACUGUCAAAACUUCAGUUAAGACACUGGCCAGGAGCACCUCUGUCUGCAUUAAGUUUCAGUUGGUUUGUCCUCAUCCUUUCCAUUACUGAUGAUAGGUACUGGGAAGAGUUCUUAUUCUACCCUCUGGCUAUUGGCUUAUGGAGUAUCUCAGGGUUCAAUUUUUAUUUUUGGGUUUUAUUUAUUAAUUUUUAAUAUGUAGUAAUAAUAGUAACAACAGUGAUCACAAUAUAUGCAAUCAUCUGCUUAAUUACUAAACAUAAUCUCUGUCAAUUUGCAACAUAGUUGUAAAUUAUCUUCCAAAUGAUUACAUGUUGUCCAGAUACACUCUUAACUUUUAAUAAUAUUUUUAUCAAAGUGGAGCUUGAUCUAAAGAUGGUUUAAGUCCAGUAUUAACAUGAGCUACGUAAACAAAAAAUGGCUUUCAAGUGUUUUCAAAUCUUUUAUAUCCCCUUACUACUCUCACUUUAAUAUUUCUGAAAGUGCUAUGGAUCCUAUUCUGCUUAGCCACUUUUGUACUGACAGGUUUUCUGAUGUUUUCCGUACUUUCAAAAUUUCUAAUCUUGUGGCACUUACCGUAAGUGCUAUAGAUCCUUAUUUGGCAAAUUUAAUAUGAAAGUGAUUAAUAAUGCUCCUCGAAAAUAAACUUUUUGACCUAACAUUUGGCUUAGCAGAAUAUGAUCCAUCCUAAUACUUCUUCUCAGAACUUUAAUACUUUUGGAUAUGGUAACCACAUAUGUUCCAAAUGUCCUAUAUUUCUACAAACCCUCAGAACACAAUUUUGUCACUUGAAAUUUUGUUUAUAGUUUUUAAUAUCUUCUCUGGCCUGGGCAGAUAUUGAUAUUUAGUUUUCACCCUCUGCAAGAACCCUUGGCUCUUUCAGCCCCCUGGUCUUACUUCACCCAUGAGGGCCAUGGCCGUCCCUUUGUUCAUAUUAUCUUCCUUGCUGUUGAGGAUGCAUAUGGCCUCAGAAUAGACCCUUGGGAUCUGGGGGCUGUUGCGCUGUUUCAUGGCCCUGAGGGUGGCAGAAAAUCACAGGAAGUGACCCUUGGCAGCAGAAAGGCCAGACAGUGGGGAUGAUGAGAAGGGCCACAUAGAGCUCCCUGGGUGGCUAGGACAAAGAAACCCCCGGCCUCCUUUCCCUGGACCCCUUUUCCUUUGAAGGCACAAGGGGCUACGAGCUGCUCUCAGUCUAGCCAUGGAGGAUGGGGAGAAAACACACCCCAAAUACUGGUCUCUCUCCCCCUGUGCUCUUGUUUGCCAGCUGCAUGCAGAGCUUUCUGGGCAAGGGUGCCUAUGGGAAGCUAGAAGCAGGCAUUUAAAUGCACGUCAUUGAAACGUGGGUCACUCCAUGCUGAGCUUCCCACAUUUGACAACUGAUUGGCAGUUCUUUUAAAGGAGAGAGAAAUCAUCUCUGGUCCAACAGUGUGUUUGUUUGAUUUGUCAAACAGCUUGAUUUAUUUCCUGGGAGGGAGAAGUGAGCCUUCUAGCGGUACUUAACAGCACUUCAGUUGAUUACAGAAACCAAAGUGUGCUGCAGGAGUCCAAAAUAAUUUUUCAAAGCCCUGUAAAAAGGAGCACUUUUUGAUUAGGCCAACAGUCCUCCCAGUCCAGCAUCUUCACCCCACAAUAGCUAGCCAGUGGCUUGUGCUCUGGCAUGCUUCCAUGGCUUGUGGUGUUUAGGGAUGAGAUGCCUCUCCUGCACACCUAUUUCCAUGAAACACAUGCAAAACAGAAGGUCAGCAGUCCUCCUUCAUUGUUCAUUGUCAGCAGCUGGUAUUCAGAGAUGGAAUUAAUGAGAGGAUGAAGAUAGCUUUAAAAUGUGAUUUGUUAGAUUUGUACAAAUAUCACUACUUACUAUUCAUGGUGGCUGUAAGUUUUCUUCAGACUUGUUUCCAAAUUCCAUUUGCUUGAAACAUUAGCAGGAAGCUGCUGUUGUGAUCCUGUCUUGAUGGGAGAUUUCUGGUUCUCAUUGGGAGAAAACAAGCCACAGAGUUCGUUGGGCCUUUAGUUUUAUCCUUCAUGGGUUUUUAUCCUUCUUGGGUUUUUACAUUCAAAUAGUAAUGUGAAG